AUGGAUUCCCAACCGAAGGACCUGAGUCUCCCUAGUGUGUGGAUCUGGCUGUACUUUGGACUCCUGGGGCUGUGUUCAGUGCUAAUUGGUGGCUGCAUUCUCUUUCUGCACUGGAGGAAGAACCUGCGGCGGGAAGAGCGAGCCCAGGAGUGGGUAAAGGUGAUGAGAGCCACUACAUUCACCUACAGCCCACUGUUGUACUGGAUUAACAAGCGAAGGCACUAUGGCAUGAACACAGCCAUCAACAUGGGCCCUUCCCCUACUGUCUCCAAGACUGAGACUGAGGUCCAGACUUCAGAUUCUCUGUGCGAGUUGGAUAGCACUGAGAGUAGGAGCUAUGCUGCUCAACAAAGCAGCCCCAAGGUGGAGGCCCCUGUCCCUCCGCAACCUGCAUUGCAGCUGGUCCCACAGCCUCCCCUAGCUUCCCCAAUGCCUCGGCCCCAGAACAGCUCCCCACUCCCGAUUCCCAUCUUUCAGGAGGUGCCCUCUGCCCUCUCCCUGUGUAACCUACCUCCAAUGCUGAACCACUCCGUCUCCUAUCCUUUGGCCAUUUGUCCUGAAAGGAGCCUCCACUCCCCCUCCCUCCCCACACUGGCCCAUGGGGACCACUGCUUCAAUGCCAAGCCUUUUGCUUCAGAAUAG
This is a messenger RNA of Myotis davidii, 642 nucleotides long. It is a transcript of the gene TEX38, whose product is annotated as testis expressed 38. The transcript is spliced from 2 exons. The record is from RefSeq and is a predicted model, not a curated record. Bases 1 to 642 code for a protein of 213 amino acids. NCBI's taxonomy places the organism in Eukaryota, Metazoa, Chordata, Mammalia, Chiroptera, Vespertilionidae.